Molecule: messenger RNA, 1065 nt
Organism: Mus musculus (house mouse)
Lineage: Eukaryota; Metazoa; Chordata; Mammalia; Rodentia; Muridae
Gene: D8Ertd738e
Product: DNA segment, Chr 8, ERATO Doi 738, expressed
Exons: 4
Coding region: 461-745 (94 amino acids)
Source: RefSeq, a predicted model, not a curated record
GAAUCCGGGUUUGGAAUCCUGCCUUUGAUGUCACCCCCCACGAACUCAUCACAGGUGGCAUCAUCACUGAACUGGGUGUCUUUGCCCCUGAGGAGCUCCGAGGAGCCCUAAGUGCCUCCGUCUUCUCAGAGGGACAGACCCUAGAUAGUCCCUGGGUGUGACUGGCUGGCCCUCCGUGCCCUGCCCUGACUUCCUCUGGUUUUAUAAUAAAGUUCUCAAAUGGCUACCCAAAGUUCAUCUUCACCCACACUCCCUCUUCCAGCUGCAGGAACAGAUAUGGUUUGCCAGGUUCUGCAGAGUUUCAGCAUCCACAGCAAAGCUGCCUAAGACAGCGGUUCCUUUAAGUGCGCCGCUCUGUGUCGGGUGAGGCCUUGAGACUUUGCGUCCCACUGUAGCCAAUGACGUCUUCGACUUCCGCUUUUCUGCACGUGGCCCCGCCUCUUCCGGGUUGCGGUAGAACAUGGCGCAGGGACAACGCAAGUUCCAGGCGCAGAAACCUAAAAGCAAGGCUGCCGCGGCGGAGCGGAGCCGCGGGCCUCGGAAAGGCGGUCGAGUCAUCGCUCCCAAGAAGGCGCGCGUUGUUCAGCAGCAGAAGUUGAAGAAGAGCCUGGAAGUGGGAAUCCGGAAGAAGAUUGAGCAUGACGUGGUAAUGAAGGCCAGCUCCAGCCUGCCUAAGAGGCUUGCACUGCUGAAGGGAGCAUCAAAGAAAUCAGAAGCCACCAUCCCUGGCAAGACACCAUCCUGAAGGCACUGGGACUUUGCUGGUCACCCCACAGGCUGGCUGGACUUGGAAGAGGGCCCUGCUCCAGUCCUGGUGGCCCCUGGAACAAUGGGCAGGUGAUGGUAAAGCCAGGCUAGCUCCCAAGGGCUGAAGGGUGCUCAGCCUCCUCUGCUGGUGUGAUGAUAAAUGUGGCUCUGUUGUCUCUCCAGCCGUUCAGUGGGCAUAAUCUCACCCCCAGGUGCUGGGUCCCCACCCCAGUCAUCUAAUGUCAGCCUGUCACACCAGUAAUCCAGAGCCACUUGGGGAUGCUCCAGUGUUACCCAAUAAAGCUGUGUCACAGAGGC